AUAAUAUACGUCAUCAAUACUAAACCUAAAAGUGCGGGUAUAAUAAUAAUCAAUAAGAAAUAAGCUCUAUCAUUGUCUAUGGGAUAAUGAAUUGUCAUAUGUGAGUAUAAAGUUCAGUUCAAUUCAUACAGGCUGAGGUAGUUGUUGGUCGAUGUGUUGUAAUUGUUGGAGAGAGAGAGAGAGAGCAAACAGUAACAGCUAUUGUCUUGCAUACCUUCCUUUAUGAUCUUGAUCCAUUGAUGUGUUGUUGUGGCCAUUCAUUUAUGACCCCUCCGUCCUUUAGCUAGACCAUUCUUCCGUGGUGGACUCGUCACCCAGGCAAAGGGUGGACACACACACAGGCCCCCACUGGUCUCUCUACAGAACACUGUGAGUUAAAAUUUACCGACCCUUCGUUCGGAUUCCGAUCUCCCACUCUGUCUCGUGGGGGAUUCUGAUGCUUACUAGCAUUCCUCCUGGUGCAUCUGAGGGGUGUUUCCCCAGACCCCACUUUUAUCCCCACUCACGGGGUCUCAGGUGUCAAUCAGGUUGGGAUGAUGUAACCCAUCAAACCAACCUACUCUGGUUGCCCCCUGAGGGGUUUCAAUGAAUAGAACAGUACCAAGUAAACAAUCCUUCUCCAAAAGACAAUAGCAGUCAUCAAUGGUUCCGUCCCUCUUUUGUUAGUAGGAGACAUUCCACCUUAGCUGGGCCUCUCUCUCAUUAACUUUCAGGAGCUGUUUAUCAAUAACAACUGUCCUGGCAGCUUUCCUGUGACUCUCUCACUUCCUUGAUAACAGCAUCGGAAUAGUAGCGAUUUGCGAUUCUCCAAAAGGGGGCGCCUGGGUGACUCUGCACCCUUCUGCCCAUCAGAGUUGAUAAUCCUUCGUAACAAUGUAUAGAAUAGGAAUUUCUUGUGUGGAAUAUCUGUUGAAUAUCAUGUGGCUCUGAAUCUUUGGGUUUCGUGUUAGGUGAUGAAGAAAUGUUGGACUAGCCCUGGAGAUGCCGAAGAGACGAGACAUCCUCGCAAUUGUAUUGAUUGUUUUACCAUGGACGCUGCUUAUAACUGUCUGGCACCAGAACACUGUUUCACCACUGCUGACACUGCGAAAAGGUAAAAAUGAUGGGAGUGAGGUUGGCAACCGUCGAGAUUUUGGUCAGUCAUCAGACUCCAAGGAAUAUUGCCCAUCAGAUAAGGAUAUUGUGGAGGUGAUCAGAACAGAGUAUGUUUACACUCGACCUCCUCCAUGGUCAGACAUCCUCCCCACAAUUCACGUCAUCACUCCAACUUACAGUAGGCCUGUACAGAAGGCAGAACUGACGCGAGUCGCUAACACCCUGCUUCAUGUGCCCAACCUCCACUGGAUAGUGGUGGAGGAUUCACAGAGAAGAACCACACUGGUGACCCGACUCCUCAAAGAGACGGGCCUUAACUACACACACUUGAAUGUAGAGACACCGCGCAGUUACAAGCUGAGAGGGGAUAUUCGGGAUCCUAGAUUUCCGCGUGGCACCAUGCAGAGAAACUUGGCACUGAGGUGGUUGCGGGAAAUGUUCAAUUUGAACAACACCCAACAAGGAAUCGUAUAUUUUGCAGAUGAUGACAAUACAUACAGUUUAGAGUUGUUUGAGGAGAUGCGCACUACAAGGAAAGUCUCAGUCUGGCCUGUUGCCUUUGUAGGCGGACUCCGCUACGAAUCUCCAAAAGUAAACGCAGCAGGAAAGGUUUAUGGAUGGAAAACAGUGUUUGAUCCGCAUAGACCCUUUGCCAUAGACAUGGCAGGGUUUGCAAUAAAUCUCCGAUUAAUUCUGCAGAGACCUCAAGCUUACUUUAAGCUGCGUGGAGUCAAGGGAGGUUAUCAAGAAAGUAGUCUCCUUCGAGAGUUGGUGACACUCAAUGACCUGGAACCUAAAGCAGCCAAUUGCACUAAGGUAGCUCUUUUUGUAUAAGUCCCAAUCUUGAUAACAAAAGGAGCACUAUAUGAUGCAAUAUUCACAUCCAUGAGGUAUUACUAUAUGGCCAAAUGCUUUCUUCU
Messenger RNA from Hypanus sabinus (Atlantic stingray), 2015 nucleotides. RefSeq names its product galactosylgalactosylxylosylprotein 3-beta-glucuronosyltransferase 1-like. The record is from RefSeq and is a predicted model, not a curated record. Gene Ontology annotation, cellular component: Golgi membrane. NCBI's taxonomy places the organism in Eukaryota, Metazoa, Chordata, Chondrichthyes, Myliobatiformes, Dasyatidae. Gene Ontology annotation, molecular function: galactosylgalactosylxylosylprotein 3-beta-glucuronosyltransferase activity. The transcript has 4 exons. Gene Ontology annotation, biological process: carbohydrate metabolic process; chondroitin sulfate proteoglycan biosynthetic process. Bases 982 to 1929 code for a protein of 315 amino acids.